This is a messenger RNA of Astyanax mexicanus (Mexican tetra), 1566 nucleotides long. RefSeq lists its product as uncharacterized. The record is from RefSeq and is a predicted model, not a curated record. The transcript is spliced from 3 exons. The coding region runs from base 457 to 1566 and encodes 369 amino acids. NCBI's taxonomy places the organism in Eukaryota, Metazoa, Chordata, Actinopteri, Characiformes, Acestrorhamphidae.
CUGCCUUUUACCGGGGCUGAAUAUGACGGAGUGGUGGAACUACUCCCGGUCGGUCGGGAACAUUGCAUCAAACAAAUCUGUGCUAAUCGCAGAAAACGUAAUUUUAUAAACCUGGUGGAUAAACCAAGAUAGUGUCUCAAUCUCUGUCUUAAGCUGUUUGCUGGGCCAUCUUUUGCCUGGAAGAAGCAUCCUCAGAUAACGACAGUGCGCUCCUUCUAUCUAGGCAGCGCAUAACAGUAUGAAGGUACACUUUUAACCUUAGUUUGGACAUGCCCAGGCUUAUCAACAGUACCUUGUCUAGAUUUGCUAAAGAAAAAACGUUGUCUGGACAUGACAACGAUAAGUCUGGGCAUGUCUAAACGAAUGUUAUAAGUGUAGCUGCAGGGCGCUUACUCCAUACUGCCACGCGCUGUCUAGAUAGAAGGACCCAGGACGCUUCUUUCCUCAAAGCAAAAGAUGGCAAGUCCGACAAAACAGCCCAAGAUCGAGACUGAGACGCUAUCUGGAUUCAUCCACCAGGUUUCCCCGAUUAAAUUUUCUGCAACCAGCUCCGAGUUCUUUAAUGCAGUGAUCCAGACCGACCGGGAGGAAUUCCACGACGCCGUCGUAUUCAGCCCGGGUAAAAGGCAGAGGUUUCUGCAAGCGCAACAGAACGGGACCCCUUUGCGCUUAACAAACGUCAGGAAAACCCUAAGUUUGAAGGGAACAUCGGACUACGACGUCCUGCUAAACUACAAAACAGACGUGACGGUGACCACUGUGCCGUUCGCCGCAAGACAUCCCCCCGCGGAUGAAAAAACAACCCUGCGUGAAGUUAGUGCGAUGCCUGCUGGGAAAACGGUCAGCCUAGUUGAAUGCAAGGUGUUCAGUGUCAGCCCAUCCUCUUCUACAGUGAAGGUACGAGGUACAGACCGGGAGGUGAGGAGCUGCCGCAUUUCGGACGGCACAGCGGAACUUCAGCUGCAGCUCUGGGAGAAGCAUAUUGAGAAGGUACAGAAUUUGAAGUCCUACGCCUUCUCUCGCCUGUCUACGCGGGUCUUCAACGGGAAAGUCCAACUCACCACCACAUUAGCCACUGAGUGCACAGUUGUGGCAGACCUUCCGGUGUCCGAGGCGUCCGGUAGCUCCGAGGAUGCCCAGCUGAUGUCAGUAGCUGGAGCUAUUCUAGCACUGGAAAUCAGAGCUACCAUGAAGUGCCCACAGUGCGGCAGUAGACAGGACACUUUUAAAGACUCUACCAAGUUCCACCGGUGUCAGAACUGCCGCAUGAUGCAGAAGGGGAAUAUGUUUCUCAGGCUGCUCUCGGGAACAAUUAAGGUCGCAGGGCAGCAGGAGCGGCAUACGCUGUCUGUCAGCAAUCGGGCACUGGAAGCUUAUAUCAAGCGCUACAACCUCCAGAGCUUGCUAAACGUAGAGGAAAUCGAGGAGCACUUCCUUGAACAAUCUCAGAUCUCAGUGUCGUUUGACAAUGAGCUUCGGGUGAUUGAGUUGCUACAGCCUGACACAGAGGCUCUCUGCGCAGCAGAGGAAGAGGCCACGGCCGGUGAGUUUAGCAGCGCGGAGUAA